AUGAUGAUGCUCUCAAGUGGCACGCCCCUGGUUGUGGCGCCGGCACGCCUGCGCCAGAUCUGCGAUCACGUGUUGGGCCAGCUUGGAUCGCACAGUCCAGAGUGCCUCCCAAUCGUCAUCAAGUUUCGCAUGCAGCAAGGUGGUGGCGCGGAUGGAAUGGACGUGAAUCUGCUGACAGCGAACAUGAUCGCUGACUCCUCCACCAUGCACACGGCCAGCACCAACAACGGGCCGAUCACCGCCCUCGACCUGCUUGUGCUGCUGCUUCACCACCAGAACGCCCACCGCCGCAGCGCAGAGACCACCGUGAUCAAGCUUGCAAGCACGGGCCGGCUCACCACCGCCAUGGCUGUUGCCAUGUUUGCCAGACACACGCGCGCGUUCUUGAUGUGCUUCAAGUCGAUUGUGCACAUGGCGGACAUCCUGAACCGGCAGCAGGAGGCCGCGUACCGCCACCUCGCCUCCACGGCCGGAGGUGGUUCGAGCACUGGUAGCGCACAUUGGCACGGGGCAGGCACAGGAGACCACCCGAAGCUGCUGCACCCAUUUGCGCUCAUGCUGAACGGCAUCCUGGACUGCCUGAGCAACCUGCACUUCAUCCACAUCUGGCAGCUCUUCCGUGUCCUGACCACGCUCACGUUUGACCGCCAGCGCAUCCCCGCCGCAGGCCUCAUUGACCACGAGAAGGAGGAUGGUGUGUGA
Molecule: messenger RNA, 702 nt
Organism: Salpingoeca rosetta
Lineage: Eukaryota; Choanoflagellata; Craspedida; Salpingoecidae
Exons: 5
Coding region: 1-702 (233 amino acids)
Biological process (GO): interstrand cross-link repair; mitotic intra-S DNA damage checkpoint signaling; double-strand break repair involved in meiotic recombination
Cellular component (GO): condensed chromosome; nucleus
Molecular function (GO): DNA polymerase binding
Source: RefSeq, a predicted model, not a curated record